AUGCACAUGAAAACAGUGCUCAUCCUCCUCAUUCUGGCUUUAGCCACGAUAUUUGCUUUAGUCUGUGUGUUGCUGACCAGAGGAGGGGCCCCCAGCACCUGCCAGCACCAGCCCCCUGAGCAGGAGGACACCGAUGACGGCCAGAGCCUGGUCUUUGCCGAUCUGACGCCCGAAGAGAUGGUGCAAGUGGUGCGGUACCUGCAGGGAAACCUUGGGGUGCAGCUGGUUGAUGCCUCGCGUGCAAAGCCCUCUGACAACUGCAUCGCCUCAAUCGACAUGCAGGUCCCCGCCAAGGCAGAGGUGCUGCGGUUCCUGGAUGGUGGGGGGCCUCGCCCCCCCCGGGAGGCGCUGGCUGUGCUGUACUUUGGGAACCAGCCAGACCCCAACGUCACGGAGUAUGUGGUGGGUCCGCUGCCAACGCCGGUGUAUCACCGGGACGUCACAGUGCAGAAGUAUGGGGGGAAGGUGCCAUACCACCGCAGACCAACACUGGCUGUUGAAUACAAACAGAUUGCAGGGUUUUUAAAAAGCCAAGUGUUCCCCACGGCUCCAUCUUUCAUGCGUCAAGUAAUGGAGUAUGAUGGAGCCAGUCUAGCAGCCCUGACAGCUGCUCCCCGUGGAUUCCAGUCUGGAGAUCGGAUCACCUGGUUUGUUUUGUUUCAGAAUGUGAGUGGGUUCUUUGUGCACCCGGUGGGGCUGGAGGUGCUGGUGGACCACAGCAGCCUGGACAUCUCCCGGUGGUCAGUGAGCAGGGUCUUCUACAACGGGCAGUACUACAGGGACAUGGUUCAGCUGGAGAGUGCCUAUGUGCAGGGUCGCAUCAGCGUGGAGAAGGUGGGGAAAGCACCGCGGGAUGGGGACUUCUCGUCCAUGAAGCCCCGAGCACCUUCGGCUGCGCUGUUCCCUCUGCAGUAUGAGCCCCAGGGUCCCCGCUACAGCAUCAGGAACAACCACGUCCUCUUCCAGGCCUGGAGCUUUGCCUUUGGGAUGAGCGUGAACAGGGGCCUGCGCCUGUUUGACAUCCGACACAAGGGGGAGAGGGUUGCCUAUGAAAUCAGUGUCCAAGAGGCGUUGUCAGUAUAUGGCUCCAACUGCCCUGGAGGGAUGUCCACGAGGUACAUGGAUGGGAGCUUUGGCAUUGGGCGCUACACCUCCCCCUUGGUGCGAGGGGUUGACUGCCCCUAUUUAGCAACGUACCUGGAUGUGCACUACCUUGCUCAUUCCCAGGUCUCUAGAAUUAGUAAAAAUGCCGUCUGCAUUUUUGAGCAGAACCUGGGCUCUCCUCUGAGGCGCCACUACUCCAACUUGCAGUCGCUCUACUACGGGGGACUGGUCAACUCUGCUCUGGUGAUUCGGUCCAUUGCAACUGUGGGCAACUAUGACUACGUGUGGGACUUCAUCUUCUAUCAGAGCGGGGCCAUUGAAGGCAAGGUCCAGGCCACGGGGUAUGCGAGCUCAUCCUUUCUCCACGGGGAUGGUCUGAGAUACGGCAAUAGGGUUUGGAAGCACACGCUGGGUACGAUACACACCCAUUCCAUCAACUAUAAAGUGGAUUUGGAUGUGGGAGGAAACACGUGUAAGUUGGAUCCUGAUUCUCGGACUUCAAAGCCGCUGCAGUGA
Molecule: messenger RNA, 1620 nt
Organism: Gavia stellata (red-throated loon)
Lineage: Eukaryota; Metazoa; Chordata; Aves; Gaviiformes; Gaviidae
Product: membrane primary amine oxidase-like
Exons: 2
Coding region: 1-1620 (539 amino acids)
Biological process (GO): amine metabolic process
Cellular component (GO): plasma membrane
Molecular function (GO): copper ion binding; primary methylamine oxidase activity; quinone binding
Source: RefSeq, a predicted model, not a curated record